AUGGCCCUGAGAAAUCAUAGCAGGGUGUCUGAAUUUAUUUUUUGUGGACUUACCCAGUCUCAAGAGCUGAGCUUGCUCUUAUUUUUCUUUUUAUCUGUAGUUUAUGUAACAACUGUGUUAGCAAAUGUUGCCAUCAUGAUCACUGUGACCUGUGAGUCCCGCCUUCACACCCCCAUGUACUUCCUGCUCCGCAAUCUCUCAGUCUUGGAUAUCUGCUUCUCCUCCAUCACUGCUCCCAAGGUCCUCGUGGACCUUCUGUCAAGGACAAAGACCAUCUCUUUCAAUGGUUGCAUCACUCAGAUGUUCUUCUUCCACCUUCUCGGUGGGGCAGACAUUUUUUCUCUCUCUGUCAUGGCCUUCGAUCGCUACAUGGCCAUCUCCAAGCCCCUGCACUACGUGACCAUCAUGAGUAGGGGGCGAUGCACUGCCCUCAUUGUGGCCUCCUGGGUGGGGGGCUUUGUCCACUCCAUCGUGCAGAUUUCCCUGUUGCUGCCCCUCCCCUUCUGUGGACCCAAUGUCGUUGAUGGCUUCUACUGUGAUGUCCCCCAAGUCCUCAAACUCGCCUGCACAGACACAUUUGUUCUUGAGAUCUUAAUGAUUUCCAACAACGGUCUGGUCACUACUCUGUGGUUUGUCCUUCUUCUUGUGUCCUACACAGUCAUCUUGAUGAUGUUGAGGUCUCACACUGGGGAGGGCAGAAGGAAAGCCAUCUCCACCUGCACAGCCCACAUUACUGUGGUGACCCUGCACUUUGUGCCCUGCAUCUAUGUCUAUGCCCGGCCCUUCACUGCCCUCCCCAUGGACAGAGCUGUCUCCAUCACCUUCACGGUCAUCAUCCCUGUCCUGAACCCCAUGAUCUACACCCUGAGGAACCAGGAGAUGAAGUCAUCCAUGAGGAGACUGAAGAGAAGACUUAUGUUUUCUGAAAGGGGAUAG
Molecule: messenger RNA, 936 nt
Organism: Mustela lutreola (European mink)
Lineage: Eukaryota; Metazoa; Chordata; Mammalia; Carnivora; Mustelidae
Product: olfactory receptor 4D9-like
Exons: 1
Coding region: 1-936 (311 amino acids)
Biological process (GO): G protein-coupled receptor signaling pathway
Cellular component (GO): membrane
Molecular function (GO): G protein-coupled receptor activity; olfactory receptor activity
Source: RefSeq, a predicted model, not a curated record